Molecule: messenger RNA, 4196 nt
Organism: Trichophyton rubrum CBS 118892
Lineage: Eukaryota; Fungi; Ascomycota; Eurotiomycetes; Onygenales; Arthrodermataceae
Product: CMGC protein kinase
Exons: 5
Coding region: 2600-3574 (324 amino acids)
Biological process (GO): protein phosphorylation; intracellular signal transduction
Cellular component (GO): nucleus; cytoplasm
Molecular function (GO): protein serine/threonine kinase activity; ATP binding
Source: RefSeq, a predicted model, not a curated record
AGCGAGCCUGGGGGCUAAGAAAGCUGCACAAGCGGCUGAAAAGCCCCGGGAUGCUGGAACGUAUCUUGUUAACUCCUGUCUAGGUAGAGCGGAAGCGGAAGUAGAAGCAGACGCAGAAGGAUACAAAACACCGUGAACACACCGUGACUUGAUCUGGUCAGAUCGAGCAGGACAGGCAAUAUCUCAAUCGUUGAUAAGCUCUGGUACUGUGAUUAGACGGCUCUAUUUAAUUAAUCCAGGCGUUCUUUGGUCGUGGAUACGAUAUUCCCUGGAACAUGAACUGUACGACGCACCAGGAAUGGCAAAAGAGGCGGCUCCCGUGUCGAAGGGUUUGUGGCGUGCAAGGUGAAGCGCCGUAGGUCACCCAAUAAUUGGUAGCCAGACUAAUAAGAGACCACUAAGAAUUAUAAUAUCGUGAUAAAUUAAUUAUCAUGCGGAUGAAAUAGCGAACUAGUUAUUUAUUCGAUCGGUCCGUAUAUAAAUUUGGAUACAAGGUUGGCUAAGUAUUAGUCAUUAAUGACUAAGCCGCUUAUUAACUUCGACUUUUAACUUUAAAUUUUUACAUCAACGUCAACUUCAAGAACGACGACGACGACGACGACGGUGACAAACUGCUGGCGUUGCCGCUCACAUUAACCUGGGGAUCUCGGCGACCGUUUUCCGCUAUAAAUGUUUGAGAUCUUUGGUUGGACUUCAGUUGGCUAGAUUAUUAAAUUCCCUACCGGCCACAUGUCCCUUAAGAUAAUCAGAGGGUGGUUUUCCACCAGCGUGUGUGUGUGAACAGAGACUUCAAUAUACUCCAAAUGGAGAAUGGAAGCAAAACUAUCCUUUGCUUCCUUCAUCAACUGCAUCCUGAACUUACUUCAUGGAGGUCCUCCAGUCUUUCUUUAGGCGUUCCAGAGUGACCCGUAGGUUACGUAGGUUACUGAUGUAGUUCUUCGCAUUGGUCUGGAGCUCCAGCAGGUGCUCUCAUUUUCAAUUCAGCCGUGCGGGUGUCGGGGCUUGUCUGUGUCGUUUGAUGGCUUAAUUGGCCUUGGUGACUCUAUCUUCAAAGCCCGGUUUGUUCUUCUGAGAGUCUUGGGCUGCCCGCAACUCUUUCAUCACCCGGUCUUCCUGGCCUUUUUGGUAGCAAUAGUUGCGCUUAAGUUCCCAGAAAAGCCUCCCCCGUCUCAGUAGAACCUCACGGCCGAGGCCCUUGUCGAAUUUAUUUAAUUCUCUUGACACAUCAUCAAUACCCUCAACCAAAGCUUUCAAUUAGCGAGAUAACAUCAGAGAGUGGCUUCUCGAUACCCAAGCCUGUGAGAGAUGGUUUAAGUCAGGCUGGACGUUGCAGGACAUUUUCCUGGUAGGAGAUACCAGGUCCAGAUGGCGGAGGGAGUCAGUAUUCUGACUCUAUCUAUAGUGGGGCUCAAGCAGCUGUUCGCGACGUAUCGUUCUUGAUUUUAGUUCUAAAUCAUCCUAGCAGCAGCAUACUUCAUACACGACGCCGACCCAACAAGGCCUGGGCCGGCCAAUUUGGGCAUUGCCGAAAUCUACUGAGACAGCGCUCUGAAUUUAUCCAAAAUCAAGACCUUAAUUGAGUUCGGGCAGGUAGGAUUCUUCAGGCCUAGUCCCCUUGAUAUACUGGCAGGAUAAUUGCAAAGAAGAUUACUGCUGGGCAUUGACCUGCGCACGGAGCUGAAAAAAACCGAGGUUGAUUGUCAGAUCUUUAUGUAGGAUACACUGGGGCCUUUCCUGACCGCUCUUGUCGAGAAAUAUCAGUGGCCGAUGUUAUUCCUACCCUUCCCCGAAAGUCAUAUUGUGGAAACCAGGGUGGGGGACUAGCUAAUCAGACCCUGAAGUGGAUUGAUGUGGCUAGACGUGCGCUGAUAUUAAUUCUCUUUGACGUCGAAUAUUUGUGGAUAAGCAGCACCCUGGAGAGGGCGUACAAGUUCUCAGCUUCAGCUAUCAUACGAGCUUGGAGGCAUCCGUAAAUGGCUCAAGGGUGAGGUCACUUGGUUCCGUCAUCAUCGCCAGGACGGGAUAACCUGUAAAAAGUGCCUCCUCGCAUAGUCAAUUUCCUCUCUCCUGGGAGUCAUGGCUGCUAACCCUUAUGGCACGUUGAUACCAUAGAUGGAGCUUGAGGAGAGCGAUGUCUCGUUCUGCUAUUUAUAAUGACCAACCUACAAAGUGUCCGUGGCCAAUGCUGCUUGGGAAAGAUGGAUGAUGUGCGGGGGUUAGGAAAGGAGGUGCUGGUACGGAGUAGUUGAGCCGCAUACCGCUCCUCAACCUGGUAUUCGUAUCCUAACUUGAACCGCUCUGUGACCAAUUGAUCACCCAGUCGUUAGCUGGGAAGGCAUGAAAGAGCCAUUUUCUGUGAGUUGUUCGUUACUUAGUCAUCCACUGGAACACAUUAACGAGUUAACUAUAGGUUACUUUUAUUGGACAAGGCAAUAAUGAGUUCAUAUCCAUCCAAUAGAAUCCAAAUUUAAGUUGUUACAUCAUUUUUAUUGGUUACUCUCUCUAUUAACAAGAUUAACUGGCGAGCGAGCUUUUUGCCGAUUUCUGGUGCUCGAAAAAUACUUUCAACACUCAACCGACCCACCAUCAUUCCGUCAAGAUGUCUCGUUCUAUUUACGACCUCUUGGCCAAGGGACAAAAAGUUCUAAUUAACGGCAGACAAGGCCAAUACCAGGUCAUAAAAGCAUUGAAGCGGAAUGUCUUUCAGGCUUCGACUGUAGAGUCAAAGACACCAGUGAUAAUCAAAACAGAGGGAUCUGAUCCCGUCAUAUACCAGACCGAGGCCAAUUGCUAUGGCUACCGCUGUGUCGCCGAAUCCCCCUACAUAAGAGCAUUACACGAGGUCGUUGACAAUGAUACGGAUCGAUGCAUGGUAUUUGAGUACCUGGACACCGAUUUGUGGUCGCUGAGAGCGAGGGCACAGGAACUUGGGCAACCUUUUUUAAAGGCUGCCGCAAGAUCUAUCUUAGAGGCCGUGAAGGCAUUCUCAGAUAUGGAUGGGCAUUUCACAGCCCUACAUACAGAUAUCAAUCCUAAUAAUGUCCUGGUUUCUAAGGCAGACUCACCAAAACCAAUAGUCAAACUUGCCGAUCUUGGAGCAAUUAUUCCUUCUGAAGGCUUUGAUGACUUCCGAUUACAAGGUGUUGAAAUACGUGCCCCAGAGAUUUGGAAGGGUAUGUUGCCUAGGCCACCUUGCCAGGUGUGGUCUGUCGGUGUGACUUUAACACACUUUUUUGCCAAUCGAGUCAUAUUUGGGAACUGGGAUCAGGAUUGUCGUGUCCAGGAAUUUCCUCUUGAAGUGAACAAAUCUGCUUGGGCCAUUGGCAAGAUCAUCAAGCUCACAGGGUCGGUGAAACGUGACGAAGACCCUAAAUACCAACUAGAAUUUGACCUAGCAGAACUCUUCGUAAACCAAGGGCUUAUUAAAGUUGGAACCCUUGAAGAAGAGCUCGCCAAAGUCAACGCGCCUAAAGGUUGUGUUGAUUUUAUCCACCACCUUCUAACUAUCGAUGAUAAGGCACGACCAACGGCAGAGCAAGCACUACAACACCCAUGGUUUCAGAGCCCAGAGUGAAUAUCUUGAGAUCAUGAGAGCUCUUAGCUACGGCGGAUGAUGCGGUGGCAGCUAGCCAUUGCCAAAUUUCGUGAGAGCUAGUAUUUUGGUACCUGGCUGGGCCCACCGGAUAAAUCCUAAUACUAGUUAGUAUAUAGAAUCACUUGAACGAAUUUUCUAGACACCCAUGUUCUCUCUACCUCCUGAAUCCAGAUGGUUGAGCAACUGGCGGGCUGGAUAGGUGCCUCUACCUAUCUAACUCAUAUUUUGAUAUAUACAUAUAACGAUUCAUUCGACUAAUCAUUGUUGAAUUGCAGGCAUCCAAGUACAAGAUUGCCAAAUACCACUGCUGAGACUUUCCACAAGGCGCCUUGCAACCACCCUGGCCUUUGACGGUGAUUUCAGUAGCAAUAUUAGGGGGGACCUUCUUCGUUCCAUCAAGGCAGUCAGACGAUGUGCCAUUAUGAAAGGUCUGAGAGGCCUGAGUUUUGUGAGUGCAGUGGUUUAAAUGAAGAGGAAAGGAACUGCGAUAUUGUAUGACUCUUAGCGAUCAAGAGGGAACGGGAAGCACAACCUGAGUGCUGGGGGGUGCAGCCUGGUUAAGUAUCGAAUCUACCCUUGUUCAAUCACCAACAUCUAGGCA